CCUGAAACAACAGAUGUCUAGCGCGUUAAAUAAGUCCCAAACCAAAAGCAUCUUUCCUUUUCAACAGGCUCUCAACUUAAUGCUUUAAAUUCUGUUUACAAGUGUUGAUUAUAAUUGUUUAUUAAAAUAUAUUAAAAUAAUAAUUUUUAAUUUUUUAAAAAUUAUUGUUGAUAUUAAUAUAUAUAUUAACUAAUCUAAAAAUAUAAAAAAAAAUUAAUUAAAAAAAAUUAAAAAAAAAUUAAAUUUUUUAACGUAAAAACAAAGAAUACCUUACUCAGAAUUAACCCGAACAAACUCCAAAACUCUCUCUCACUCUCUUUUGUCGAAAAGUUGCUUCGACUUGACAACUUCAACGAAGUCUCCGAAAGAAAUUUCCCACAGCAGCUCACUUUUCUCUUUCUGACAGCGUAUCAUCCUCUCUUUCAACGGAAAAUAUGACCUCAGUCGUUCAGGGAUUCACUAAGUCGCUUGCGAUGACAGUGCUAUCGGAGAUCGGCGACAAGACUUUUUUCGCUGCCGCGAUCUUGGCCAUGCGUCACCCGAGAAGACUUGUUUUGUCAGGUUGCCUAGCGGCUUUGAUAGUUAUGACUAUCCUUUCUGCUGCUGUUGGCUGGGCUGCUCCAAAUCUGGUAAGCGGUCUAUUGGAGGCCUAUAUAGUUUUGCGUAUCUCUCGUGCGUGGACUCAUCACAUAACAACAAUAUUGUUUUUUGGAUUUGGGCUUUGGUCCUUGUGGGAUGGAUUUAAUGACAAAGGGGAGGCUGAAGAAUUGGCAGAAGUUGAAGCAAAAUUGGAUGCUGAUUGGAAAGCUAACACAGGAACGGCCAAAGCUGGUAGCAAGGACAGUGACGAAUUCAAAAAGCAGAGGCGGACAUUUCUUUCACAGUUCUUCUCACCUAUACUCUUGAAAGCAUUUUCCAUUACAUUCUUUGGUGAAUGGGGUGACAAGAGCCAGAUAGCCACCAUUGGUUUGGCUGCUGAUGAGAACCCGUUUGGUGUUGUUAUAGGUGGAAUUGUAGGGCAAGCACUGUGUACUACUGCCGCUGUCAUCGGUGGAAAGAGCUUGGCAUCUCAAAUAUCUGAGAAAAUAGUUGCGUUGUCAGGUGGAGUUCUUUUUAUUGUUUUUGGAAUCCAAUCCUUCCUUUCAACGGUUGAGUAGACCACCCAUCAUCUAACACGUAGGUGGUGGUUAGGUGUAUUAGCGACUUUCAUACAUUAAGUAGGUGAUCAUUCUCCGAAGGACGCAGCAAGAUAUGGUUAUUUACAAGAGCAAUUGCUCAACUCAUAAAUUUCCUGAUUCAAAGAGCAGUAGCAUGUUUGAUUAUCAAAACCAAGAGCGUGUUCUAUGCUAUUUAAAUUAUAUUCUGUUGGAUCUUGAUAUAUCUUAAAUUGAAUGAAGCAUUCUGAGGCACCGAAUUUGCCCUA
This is a messenger RNA of Populus trichocarpa (black cottonwood), 1423 nucleotides long. RefSeq names its product GDT1-like protein 4. The record is from RefSeq and is a predicted model, not a curated record. Gene Ontology annotation, biological process: calcium ion transmembrane transport; Golgi calcium ion transport; manganese ion transmembrane transport. Gene Ontology annotation, cellular component: Golgi apparatus. Bases 435 to 1157 code for a protein of 240 amino acids. Gene Ontology annotation, molecular function: manganese ion transmembrane transporter activity; calcium ion transmembrane transporter activity. NCBI's taxonomy places the organism in Eukaryota, Viridiplantae, Streptophyta, Magnoliopsida, Malpighiales, Salicaceae. The transcript has 13 exons.